AUGGCGGUCCCAGGUGAAAUGUCAUCUUCUGAUGGAGAAAUUCCGGAAUCUGGUGUAUACAAUGGUUGUUGCUUUGCCACACCAACAUGUAGUCAAACAACCAAUGAAAAAUUAAAUGGUUCCAAAGAAAAAGAUGAAAUGGUACGCAGACUAGAGGAAAGGAUUCAACAACAAUCAAGUGAUUCAAGGUUGGGUGUGAUUCUGAAGCCAUUGCCUAGUAACAUGUGUAUGGCAUGUCGUUGCCGUCCUAAAACUGCAAGUAUCGUCCAUGGGGGCACAGGACAUCAAGUUUGCUGUUUCAAGUGUGCUCUUCGCCUUAAACAUCAAAGGAAACCAUGUCCA
Molecule: messenger RNA, 342 nt
Organism: Pecten maximus
Lineage: Eukaryota; Metazoa; Mollusca; Bivalvia; Pectinida; Pectinidae
Product: E3 ubiquitin-protein ligase Mdm2-like
Exons: 1
Source: RefSeq, a predicted model, not a curated record